AUGGAAGUAGAGUUCUCUGAGGAAGGGUCUCCUUUGGAGGAAGAGCAGAAGGCGCAGGCCCAGGAGCGUGCCCAAGAGGACCUCUCACAUGCAGGAGAUGUUGAAGAGCCAGUUGGGGAAUUUCAUGGGUUCCCACUGGAAAAAGCCAAGACUGAACAAGCUGAAGGAAACUUCGAGAACAGAGAUGAACCACAGAGGCAGGAAGGAAAACGUAUAGCGAAAAGGGGAGUUAAGACCAUUCCUUGCCAAGGAAGCAGCUUCCAUGAAAUCCCAGUCUCCAGCCGUCACCAACGGACUCCUUCGGGAGUGAAGCCAUUCAUCUGUUCCAAGAAUGGAAUGACAUUCUCCGGUCGAAACAAGGGAAAUGCAUGUUUCCUGAACCACAGUAUAACGAAGACAUGUAAAUGUCAUUAUUGUGGAAAGUACUUCAGAUACAGAACACAGCUUUUGGUACACCAAAGAAUACACACAGCACAGAAGCAUGUUGAAUUCUCAGAGUGUGGAAAGAAGCUUAGUAUGAAUUCCAGUCUACAAAAGCCACAAAGAACCCACACAGGGAAGAAGACUUUUCAAUGCUCAGAGUGUGGAAAGACAUUCAGUGUGGGUUCCCGUCUUCAGCAGCAUCUAAGAACCCAUACAGGAGAGAAACCUUUUGAAUGCUCAGAGUGUGGAAAGGCAUUCAGCAUGAGUUCCAAUCUUCAGCAGCAUCUAAGAACCCACACAGGAGAGAAACCUUUUCAAUGCUCAAAAUGUGGAAAGACAUUCAGUACGAGUUCCGGUCUUCAGCAGCAUCUAAGAACCCACACAGGGGAGAAACCUUUUGAAUGCUCAGAGUGCGGAAAGAGAUUCAGUCGAGGUAGCCAUCUUCAAGUGCAUCAAAGAGCUCACACAGGGGAGAAACCAUUUGAAUGCUCAGAGUGUGGACAGAGAUUUAGGGAGAGUGACAGUCUUCAGAAGCAUUUUAGAACCCACACAGGGGAGAAACCUUUUGAAUGCUCAAAGUGUGGAAAGAGAUUCAUUUCAAAUCGCAAUCUUCAAGAGCAUAUCAGAAACCACACAGGGGAGAAACCUUUUGAAUGCUCGGAGUGUGGAAAGAGAUUCAGUCAUCGUGGCAGUUUUCGGUAUCAUCAAAGAACCCACACAGGGGAGAAACCUUUUGAAUGCUCAGAGUGCGGAAAGAGAUUCAGUCAUCGUGGCAGUUUUCGGUAUCAUCAAAGAACCCACACAGGGGAGAAACCUUUUGAAUGCUCAGAGUGCGGAAAGAGAUUCAUUCAUCGUGGCAGUCUUCGGUAUCAUCAAAGAACCCACACAGGGGAGAAACCUUUUGAAUGCUCAGAGUGUGGACUGAGAUUUGGUGAGAGGGGGACUCUUCAACAGCAUCAGAGAACCCACACAGGGGAGAAACCUUUUGAAUGCUCAGAGUGCGGGAAGAGAUUCAGUCAGCGUGGUGGUCUUCAGAGUCAUCAAAGAACCCACACAGGGGAGAAACCGUAUGAAUGCUCAGAGUGUGGAAAGAGAUUUAGUGUCCGUGGCAAUCUUCAACUGCAUCAACUAACCCACACAGGGGAGAAACCUUUUGAAUGCUCAGAGUGUGGACUGAGAUUUGGUGAGAGGGGGAAUCUUCAACAGCAUCAGAGAACCCACACAGGGGAGAAACCUUUUGAAUGCUCAGAGUGCGGAAAGAGAUUCAGUCAGCGUGGCGGUCUUCAGAGUCAUCAAAGAAUCCACACAGGGGAGAAACCUUUUGAAUGCUUAGAGUGUGGAAAGAGAUUCAGUGUGAAUUCCAGUCUCCAAAAGCAUCAGAGAACCCACACAGGGGAGAAACCAUUUGAAUGCUCAGAGUGUGGAAAGAGAUUCAUUCACAGCGGCCAUCUUCAACGACAUCAAAGAGUCCACACAGGGAGAAACCAUAUGAAUGCUCAGAGUGUGGAAAGAGAUUUAGUGUCCGUGGCAAUCUUCAAUUGCAUCAAGUAA
Messenger RNA from Heteronotia binoei (common prickly gecko), 1974 nucleotides. RefSeq names its product gastrula zinc finger protein XlCGF26.1-like. Bases 1 to 1974 code for a protein of 657 amino acids. Gene Ontology annotation, molecular function: DNA-binding transcription repressor activity, RNA polymerase II-specific. The record is from RefSeq and is a predicted model, not a curated record. Lineage: Eukaryota; Metazoa; Chordata; Lepidosauria; Squamata; Gekkonidae. The transcript is spliced from 2 exons. Gene Ontology annotation, biological process: negative regulation of transcription by RNA polymerase II.